This is a messenger RNA of Cucumis melo (muskmelon), 839 nucleotides long. RefSeq lists its product as uncharacterized. NCBI's taxonomy places the organism in Eukaryota, Viridiplantae, Streptophyta, Magnoliopsida, Cucurbitales, Cucurbitaceae. The record is from RefSeq and is a predicted model, not a curated record. The transcript has 3 exons. Bases 204 to 704 code for a protein of 166 amino acids.
GAGAUGAUUAGUUAUCAACUUUCCACCAAACCCAUGUGAGCAAUAUUAAUUUUCAACUGACAAAAGAAACUUUAAGCCAUGCCUGAUACAACUAAAACUUAUGGUUUACUCAACCAUAUUUAAACCAAUUUCAAAAGGGUAAGGCGUUGACCAAAAAGGGUUUUUGCUGUUCGAUCGUAUAAGCUUGGGAAAAAGAAGAGAAAAUGGCAAUACCCUCCAAAUUAUACAGCAGCUGCUCUGUGUUAAUGGGGUUUUUGUUUGCUUAUUCCACAGCUGUUCAGUUUAACGAUCCUGAUUGGUAUUUAUGGGUUCCACUUUAUGGCUGUGCUUGUGCUGUGAAUCUUCUCAAAUGGAAUGUCUCUUUAGAAGCCAUGAAUAAUGUUGCUAAGGCAGCAAUGGGAGUUGGAAUAUGUUUGUGGGUGAAGGUUGUAGCAGAGGAUUAUAUGAAUGGAAUUGCAGGUUUUCUCUCUUUAGAUUUAAGUGAGAGAGUGGUGAGGGAGAAAACAGGAAGUGGAUUGGUUGUGUGCUCCAUGAUUUUACAUCUGAUAGCUGCAUCUUCAUCAUCCCCAAAACUUCGUAUAACAAGUAAAAGUAAAAGGGUGUUUCCGAGACAUCUCACAUAUGGAAUAGCAUGUUUGGUGGCAUUUAGUUAUGGACUUCCCAUUUUCUUCUUCUUGGUGAAAAAGGGCAAAAUGAAAUUCUGAAACAUGUCAAACAAAUCUUACUGUACAAACUUCAAAAAAAUGGAAAGAGUUUUUCAGUUCAACAUUGGCCGAUUUAGUUGAUGUAUUUUUCCAAUUUAUAAUGCAAAAUCUCCAUAAAAUUUAUCUGUUCUGAUA